Fusarium sp. VM40 is the source of this 1926-nucleotide messenger RNA. The record is from the annotation of a GenBank genome assembly. NCBI's taxonomy places the organism in Eukaryota, Fungi, Ascomycota, Sordariomycetes, Hypocreales, Nectriaceae.
AUGGCUUCUCGCCGUGAUCCCCGUGCCUUUGGCACUGCAUCUUCCUCUCCAGGUGGUAUUCCCUUUGACUCUGUCCAGACUACCCCGGAUACUCAGCUUACGGCGUUCUCGCGUGAGUCUGCUUAUGGCGUUCCUGGCCUCGGAGGCUUCAUGCCCAUGGUCACCCCUCAGCAGGAUGUCUUCGCUGGGCCAUCUUACUUCCCCCAAGCUCAUGUAGAGAACCGUGGAGCUUCUCACUUCGAUCAGGAUCCCUUUGUCGACUCCAACCCUGGCCUUUCUGCCGCCGCGACUUCUUUCCAGCCGGGUGCUACUUACUCCAAGGGCAAGGCUGUCGCUACUCUGCUCCCUGAGGGUAGCCCUACCGUCUCCAGUGCUUUGAGCCAUGACAUGGAGAUCGCUCACCGUCUUGAAGUCUGUGAUACACCUAUUCCCUCGGUUCAGGAUGUCGGUGACUUCCUCACUGAACUAUCUCGCAAGGGUCAAGAGCUCUUUGGUAGCCGUAACCUGGAGAACUCUGAUGGCCACAUCUAUGUGUGCUUCGAAGAUCUCCGGGAUGCUAUUUGGGCUUUCGGUGCAAUCCGACAGGCCAAGAAAGGAUGGCUCCCUUCCUACGUGAAGAUCAACAAGGAAAGACUGGAUAUGGGGAUUGUCCGAUUCUCCGAGCUUAGACAGCUCGACGUUGAAGUUUCUAUUACCAACUUCUCAAUCAUUGACCCUGGACACGUCGACGAGAUCGUUCAGCAAACCUUGAACCGCUAUGGCAAGCUUUUCGCCCUGGUGCGCGUUGUCAGCCUUCCCGAUGGCUCCUUUCGCGGUGUUGCGCAGUAUUGCAAAGCUGCUGAUGCCCACUAUGCCUUUCAAUCCUUCAACAGCUUCACCACUAGCAACGUGAGCAUCACUCUGAAGCAGCCCCAGGACGCCGGAGCUGUUGUCGGUCUCAACAAUCUCGUUGGUGGUCUGCAGGGACUCUCUGUCCAGGCCGCUGGUAACCGAUACCAGCAGACGGCUCUUUUCACCAACCCUCCCUACAAUGGUAGCAUGUUUGCUAACGGACGUGCCCCUCAGGGCAACCCCUUUGCUGCACCUGGUGCUUACCAGUUUCCGCCCAGUGCACUUCUUCAACAAUUUGUACCACCCUCGCCAGCUUUGACUGCUCAGAACAGUCUCAUGCACUCGCGUGGAUCCAGCCUCUCCUUUGGAGGAAUGGGUGGGUUUGGCCCCUUUAAUCCUCGCCGCAACCAAAUCUCUCGCUUCGGUCGUAACGGUCCCAACCGUGGGCUCAACAAUGUUGUUGACCUCAACGAGCUCAUUGCCGGACGUGAUGUGCGCACCACUAUCAUGCUGCGAAACAUUCCCAACAAGGUGGACCAGCCCCUCCUCAAACGCAUUGUGGACGCCUCUUCCUUCGGCAAGUACGAUUUCAUGUACCUUCGCAUCGACUUUGCCAACGAUUGCAACGUCGGCUAUGCCUUCAUCAACUUUGUCAAGGCCGAGUACAUCAUCGAUUUCGUCCAGGCACGCGCCAACAAGCGCUGGAACUGCUUCAAGUCUGACAAGGUCGCUGAGGUCUCCUAUGCCACUAUCCAAGGAAAGGACUGCCUAGUCCAGAAGUUUCGAAAUUCAUCUGUCAUGCUUGAGGCGGAACAUUACCGUCCCAAACUUUUUUUCACUGUUCAUUGCGAGGACAGUGAUCUCGUUGGUCAAGAGGAGCCGUUCCCAGGCCCUGAUAACCAGUCGAAGAUGAAGCGAUCGGUUGAAAACGCGGAGCAUGUCGGCCUCUUCACCCCUACCGCGGGUCAGCAAUUCCGCGACGAGCAGCGACGCCGCCACUCGCAGUACGAUCGUGGAACCCGCCUUGCGGCCCUGGAGGAGUUCUCCUACGAGACCUCCCUCGGUCCCUACUACGGUCGUUACUACCGCCAGUAA